Messenger RNA from Balaenoptera musculus (blue whale), 3845 nucleotides. It is a transcript of the gene CUL4B, whose product is annotated as cullin 4B. The record is from RefSeq and is a predicted model, not a curated record. The coding region runs from base 66 to 2780 and encodes 904 amino acids. The transcript is spliced from 21 exons. Gene Ontology annotation, cellular component: Cul4B-RING E3 ubiquitin ligase complex. Gene Ontology annotation, biological process: protein ubiquitination; DNA damage response; ubiquitin-dependent protein catabolic process. NCBI's taxonomy places the organism in Eukaryota, Metazoa, Chordata, Mammalia, Artiodactyla, Balaenopteridae. Gene Ontology annotation, molecular function: ubiquitin protein ligase binding.
UCUCCCUCCCCCACCCCACCCCCACUCAAGUCCUGCGGACCUGGGGGCUUCGGGAUCUGGGCGCUAUGAAAAGUGUCUGCUCAGUCACUUCCGGUUUUUCUUCCCCCAAUCCCUCAGCUGCUGCUGCUGCUGCUCAGGAGGUCAGAUCUGCCACUGAUGGUAAUACCAGCACCACUCCGCCCACCUCUGCCAAGAAGAGAAAGUUAAACAGCAGUAGCAGCAGUAGCGGCAGUAACAGUAGUAACGAGAGAGAAGACUUUGAUUCCACCUCUCCCUCCUCUUCCACUCCUUUACAACCCAGGGAUUCGGCAUCCCCUUCAACCUCGUCCUUCUCCUGCCUGGGGGUUUCAGUGGCUGCUCCCAGCCACGUACCGAUACAGAAGAAGCUGCGUUUUGAAGACACCCUGGAGUUUGUAGGGUUUGAUGCGAAGAUGGCUGAGGAAUCCUCCUCCUCCUCCUCCUCAUCUUCACCAACUGCUGCAACAUCUCAGCAGCAGCAACUUAAAAAUAAGAGUAUAUUAAUCUCUUCUGUGGCUUCGGUGCAUCACGCAAACGGCCUAGCCAAAUCUUCUACCACCGUCUCUAGCUUUGCUAACAGCAAGCCUGGCUCUGCUAAGAAGUUAGUGAUCAAGAACUUUAAAGAUAAGCCUAAAUUACCGGAAAACUACACAGAUGAAACAUGGCAGAAACUGAAAGAAGCAGUGGAAGCUAUCCAGAAUAGUACUUCGAUUAAGUACAAUUUAGAAGAACUCUAUCAGGCUGUGGAAAAUCUCUGUUCUUACAAGAUUUCUGCAAACUUGUACAAACAGCUGAGACAGAUUUGUGAAGAUCACAUCAAAGCACAAAUUCAUCAGUUCAGAGAGGAUUCAUUGGAUAGUGUUCUUUUUCUAAAGAAGAUCGAUAGAUGUUGGCAAAACCAUUGCAGACAAAUGAUCAUGAUCAGGAGCAUUUUUUUGUUUCUGGAUAGGACUUACGUUCUUCAAAAUUCAAUGCUACCCUCCAUUUGGGAUAUGGGACUGGAGUUAUUUAGGGCUCAUAUUAUAAGUGAUCAGAAAGUCCAGAAUAAGACAAUUGAUGGCAUUCUUCUUUUGAUUGAGAGGGAAAGGAAUGGUGAAGCAAUUGAUAGAAGUUUACUCCGAAGCCUUUUAAGCAUGCUCUCUGAUUUGCAAAUUUAUCAGGAUUCUUUUGAACAACGAUUUUUGGAAGAAACUAACCGACUCUACGCAGCCGAAGGCCAAAAAUUAAUGCAGGAAAGAGAGGUUCCUGAAUAUCUUCAUCAUGUUAACAAACGUCUAGAAGAAGAAGCAGACAGACUUAUUACUUACUUAGAUCAGACCACCCAAAAGUCAUUAAUUGCUACUGUGGAAAAACAACUUCUAGGUGAACACUUAACAGCGAUUCUUCAGAAAGGUUUGAAUAACCUCCUUGAUGAAAACCGAAUUCAAGAUUUAUCUCUCCUGUAUCAGCUCUUCAGUAGAGUUCGAGGUGGCGUGCAGGUUCUCUUGCAGCAAUGGAUUGAAUACAUUAAGGCAUUUGGUAGCACUAUUGUAAUUAAUCCUGAAAAGGAUAAAACCAUGGUUCAAGAAUUGCUGGAUUUUAAAGAUAAGGUUGACCAUAUAAUUGAUAUCUGUUUCCUGAAGAAUGAAAAAUUUAUCAACGCCAUGAAAGAAGCAUUUGAAACAUUCAUUAACAAAAGACCAAACAAACCUGCUGAACUUAUAGCUAAGUAUGUAGAUUCAAAGCUUCGCGCAGGCAACAAAGAAGCUACAGAUGAAGAACUUGAGAAAAUGUUGGAUAAGAUUAUGAUUAUAUUUAGAUUUAUCUAUGGCAAGGAUGUUUUUGAGGCCUUCUAUAAGAAAGAUUUAGCCAAGCGCCUGUUAGUUGGGAAGAGUGCAUCUGUGGAUGCUGAAAAAUCAAUGCUGUCCAAACUUAAACAUGAAUGUGGAGCUGCUUUCACCAGUAAACUUGAAGGAAUGUUUAAAGACAUGGAACUUUCUAAAGACAUCAUGAUUCAGUUCAAACAGGUAAAAUAUAUGCAGAACCAGAAUGUACCUGGGAAUAUUGAAUUAACUGUGAAUAUCCUGACGAUGGGUUAUUGGCCAACAUAUGUGCCUAUGGAAGUUCAUUUACCACCAGAGAUGGUAAAACUUCAGGAGAUUUUCAAGACCUUUUAUCUAGGCAAACAUAGUGGCAGGAAACUUCAGUGGCAGUCAACCCUAGGACACUGUGUGCUAAAGGCAGAAUUUAAAGAGGGUAAAAAGGAACUCCAGGUCUCUCUUUUUCAAACACUGGUGCUGCUAAUGUUUAAUGAGGGAGAGGAGUUCAGUUUAGAAGAGAUCAAGCAGGCUACCGGAAUAGAGGAUGGAGAGUUAAGAAGAACACUGCAGUCAUUGGCUUGUGGCAAAGCUAGAGUUCUGGCGAAAAAUCCAAAGGGUAAAGAUAUCGAAGAUGGUGACAAGUUCAUUUGUAAUGAUGAUUUCAAGCACAAACUUUUCAGGAUAAAGAUCAAUCAAAUUCAGAUGAAAGAAACGGUUGAGGAACAAGCAAGCACCACAGAAAGAGUAUUUCAAGACAGACAGUAUCAAAUUGAUGCUGCAAUUGUUCGAAUUAUGAAGAUGAGAAAGACACUUAGCCACAAUCUUCUUGUUUCAGAAGUGUACAACCAGUUGAAAUUUCCAGUAAAGCCUGCUGAUCUUAAGAAGAGAAUAGAAUCUUUAAUUGACCGGGACUACAUGGAAAGAGAUAAAGAAAAUCCAAACCAGUACAAUUAUAUUGCAUAAAAUGUUGGCCUUGGAGCAUUUGGUGUCAUAAGCAGUAGCCAGUGGAUAAACUAACCUGUUAUUAUUUGACUUCUUUUAUACUACCAAUGACCAAAUGAAGCAGUGUAAUGGAAAUAGUUGAGUGACUUUUCAGUGGUUAACAUGCCCAUUUAAAGAGUAAUACUUACCUUUAAGAAGAAUGUUGUUGAACUCUUUGCAUGUUAUUUAGUAUGAUGUGCAGAAAACUCUUAAGAAAGUACCUGGUCUUCAUGAUUCCUAUUUGGAACUGGGGAAGAGGUCCCUAUGGCUAUUAAAAAAAGAGGAGGGGGGUUCUUAUACACCAUUAAUUAUGAAGCAAAAGGUUUAUUUGCUUAAAAUGUCAUUUAAAGAUACUUAAACUGCAUGCAAACUUUAUUUACUGUACAGAGUUCUGGAUGUAUUUAUCAAAUAGAAAAACCACCCUGGACUUGGUUGUUCACCUGUUUUGUGAUUUCCCUUGAAGAGAAAAAUAAGUUGUCAUAGCUAUUGAUAUUUUACUAAAUAAUGUUCUGUUACACUGAAAGGGAUGAUUUUAAAAAUUUUAUUUGGAAACAAGUUUUCAAGCAGAGGGACAGUUGCUUACAUAGUCUUGUAUACACACAUCCUAAAAUGUUCCCAUGGGAUGUGUGUAUAUGGUUCAGCCCUGAGUUUACUGUGCUGAUUAACAGGUACUUAUAAAAAUAGCUGAAAUAGAAAAUUGCUGGUCAGUUGUACUAGAAGAACAUGGUAGGAGAGAAAAAUCCAACUCUUUCUUCAUAUUAAAAAUGAAUAUAAUAUGAACAUCGCAAAAGAGACCAAAACCCACGUGUUUUGUAACUUUUUACAAGAGCAAAAAUUCAUAAACUAGUUUUCAACUUCCUUUAGACUUUAAUGUUGUUUGGACAGUUUUGUCUUUAACUUGGACCAAUUGUAGAUUGUUACAGGCUUCCUGGGACUUAGCAUUCCUAUUUUCUCUACCAAAGUUUUUUUUUUUUUAACAUCUUUAUUGGAGUAUAAUUGCUUUACAAUGGUGUGUUAGUUUCUGCUUUAUAACAAAGUGAAUCAGUU